Gasterosteus aculeatus aculeatus (three-spined stickleback) is the source of this 5484-nucleotide messenger RNA. RefSeq names its product nardilysin. Gene Ontology annotation, molecular function: metalloendopeptidase activity; metal ion binding. Lineage: Eukaryota; Metazoa; Chordata; Actinopteri; Perciformes; Gasterosteidae. Gene Ontology annotation, biological process: proteolysis. The record is from RefSeq and is a predicted model, not a curated record.
CCCCUGCGCCCGCAUAUGCUCAGGCCCUUGUGCUGUCAACAGAGACCCAGGCUGCUGACGCGUUGUGCUGCCCCGCUGACGGCGACCUGUCCUGUUGUUCACGGUCGCGCCUUGCUGUCGGCCCGCAGUCCCCACGUCGCGUCAGCUGUGCCGAGGAUGCCGCAGACAAACAAAUCGAGGAACGUGCCCGCGUCCGAGUCCUCCGGCUCUGUGCAAGGAGAGGCGCACCCGGUGUCCCGGCAGGAGUGCACGGCGGCGAGGGACGCAGGGGGAGGAGAGGACAAUGUUGGAGAUGGCGAGAUCAUCAAGUCCCCCAGUGACCCCAAACAGUACAGACACAUCGUGCUGGACAACGGCCUGCGAGCUCUGCUCAUCUCCGAUUACAGCGGUCCGGCUGGAUCUGAAGACGAGGACUCUGAUGGAGAAGAUGAAGGCGAAGAGGAGGAGGAGGAGGAAGAGGAGGGCGACGAAUCUGGAGAGGAAACUGAGGAAGAAGACGACGACAAUUACGACGACGACGGGAGGGGCAGUGAUGAUGAUGAAGAUGAUGACGAAGGGAAAAAGAAAAGAAAUGCAGAGAAACAGUCUGCAGCAGCGCUGUGUGUAGGAGUGGGUAGCUUCAGCGACCCAAGUGACCUCCCUGGCCUGGCUCACUUUCUGGAGCACAUGGUGUUCAUGGGCAGCGAGAAGUACCCCUCGGAAAAUGGCUUUGACGCUUUCCUCAAAAAACACGGCGGGAGCGACAACGCCUCAACCGACUGCGAGAGGACCGUCUUCCAGUUUGACAUCCAGAGGAAAAACUUCAAAGAGGCUCUUGACAGGUGGGCUCAGUUCUUCAUCUGCCCCCUGAUGAUCCGUGACGCCAUCGAUCGGGAGGUGGAGGCCGUUGACAGCGAGUACCAGCUGGCUAAGCCGUCAGACUCCCACAGGAAGGAGAUGCUGUUCGGCGGUUUGGCCAAACCUGGACACCCUAUGGGCAAGUUCUGCUGGGGGAAUGCGGAGACGCUAAAGCACGAGCCAAAGGAGAAGAAGAUCAAUGUCUACAAGCGACUACGUGCUUUCUGGAAGAAGCAUUACUCUGCUCACUACAUGACUCUGGCUGUGCAGUCUAAAGAGAAGCUGGACACUCUGGAGAAGUGGGUGAGGGAGAUCUUCAGCAAGGUGCCUAACAAUGGUCUCUCCAAGCCAAAUUUCUCCAACCUGCUGGAUCCCUUUGACACGCCAGGUUUUAACCGGCUUUACCGAGUCGUCCCUGUGAGAAAAGUUCAUGCCUUGAAUAUAACUUGGGCCCUCCCCCCUCAGGAGAUGUACUACAGAGUGAAGCCUCUCCACUACAUCUCUUGGCUGAUUGGCCAUGAAGGCACAGGAAGCAUCCUCUCAGUGCUCAGGAAGAAGUGCUGGGCCUUGGCUUUGUUCGGAGGGAACAGUGAAACUGGCUUUGACCAAAACACCACCUACUCCAUCUUCUCCAUCUCCAUCACCCUCACGGAUGAAGGUUUCCAAAACUUCUACGAGGUGACUCACUUGGUGUUCCAGUACCUGAAGAUGCUGCAGACACUUGGACCACAGCAAAGAGUGUAUGAAGAGAUUCAGAAGAUUGAAGCAAACGAGUUUCACUAUCAGGAGCAAAUUGACCCUAUAGAGUACGUCGAGGACAUUUGUGAGAACAUGCAGCUCUUCCCCAAAGAAGACUUCCUGACAGGAGAUCAGUUGAUGUUCGAGUUUGACCCAGAAGUGAUCAGUGGAGCUUUGUCCCUCCUUACCCCUGAGAAAGCCAAUCUGAUGCUGCUGUCGCCAGAACACGAGGGCCAGUGUCCCCUCAGGGAGAAGUGGUUUGGCACACAAUACAGCGUGGAAGACAUCCAGCAGGAGUGGAUGGAGCAGUGGACAGGAAACCUGAAGCUCAACAGUGAGCUCACUCUUCCGGCGGAAAACAAGUUCAUCGCCACUGAUUUCACCCUGAAGCCGUCUGACUGCCCAGACACUGAGUUUCCCGUCCGGAUAGCAGACAGCGAAAGGGGAUGCCUGUGGUACAAGAAGGACAACAAAUUCAAAAUCCCUAAAGCCUACAUCAGAUUCCACUUAAUCUCUCCUGUAAUCCAGCAAUCUGCCAAGAAUGUGGUCUUGUUUGACCUGCUGGUCAACAUCCUAGGCCACCACCUCGCCGAGCCGGCUUACGAGGCUGACGUGGCCCAACUGGAGUAUAAACUGACGGCCGGUGAGCACGGCCUGGUCAUCAAGGUUAAAGGAUUCAACCACAAACUGGCCCUGCUGUUCCACCUGAUCAUUGACCACCUGACUGAUUUCUCUGCCUCCCCUGACGUCUUCAGCAUGUUCACUGAGCAGCUCAAGAAAACCUACUUCAACAUCCUCAUUAAACCUGAGAAACUCGGCAAGGAUGUGCGCUUGCUGAUCUUGGAACACUCCCGCUGGUCCAUGGUGGAGAAGUAUCAGGCUCUGACGGACGGUCUGACCACCGACGAGCUGAUGGACUUCAGCCGCAAUUUCAGGGCCGAGCUGUACGCGGAGGGACUGGUCCAGGGCAACCUGAGCAGCGCUGAUUCGGAGCAGUUCCUGCAGUAUGUCACAGCGAAGCUGCAGUUUUCCAAGCUGCCAGCAGAGGUGCCGGUGAUGUUUAGAGUUGUGGAGCUUCCUCUGAAACACCACAUCUGUAAGGUCAAAUCACUCAGUAAGGGAGAUGCCAACUCUGAGGUCACUGUUUACUACCAGUCUGGCCCAAAGCUCUUGAGAGAACACACACUGAUGGAGCUGUUGGUGAUGCACAUGGAGGAACCGUGCUUUGACUUCCUCCGGACCAAAGAGACUCUCGGGUACCACGUCUACCCCACCUGCAGAAACACCUCAGGCGUUCUGGGUUUCUCCGUCACCGUGGAAACACAGGCCACAAAGUUCAAUACCGAGCUGGUGGAGUUAAAGAUUGAAGAGUUUUUGGCGUCUUUUGGAGAGACGCUCAACUCACUUUCUGAGGAGGCCUUCAGUACCCAGGUGACUGCUUUGGUGAAGCUGAAGGAGUGUGAGGACACACACCUGGGGGAGGAGGUGGACAGGAAUUGGGCCGAGGUGGUCACACAGCAGUUUGUGUUUGACAGGCUCAACAGAGAGAUUGAGGCUCUGAAGAAGAUGACCAGAGCUGAGCUCAUCUCCUGGUUCAAAGAACAUCAAGGACAGAACAGCCGCAAACUCAGCGUGCACGUGGUGGGGUUCGGUGCCGAAGAGAAGGACUGUGAGGCUGGCGACGAGAAGCAAGAAAAGGAGGAUUCAAGUUGCUCCACCUACGGCGAGGUGUCCAAGCUCACCUUCCUGCCCGCCUCACCCAGGAUUGCGGGCGCCGUCGCCAUCAUGGACAUCUCUGCUUUCAUUGAAGGCCUGCCCCUCUUUCCCUACCACAAGAUAGUCGAAUGAACUCCUGCUCAGACUGUGACACACACACAGACGGCGGUGCUUUGCCUCUCACUGAGCAACGUUCAGGGACGGUCGCUUAAGGAUAAGGAAAGUUAGGAAUGGCUUUGGCUCCCCUCUGAACCUGGACUCUGCCUCCAGGGCUCAGUUGUAGUUUUUACUCACACUGUGUGCACAGGCAAAAGGCCCGCUAGUGAUGAUAGGGUGUUCUUUUAGCCAAGUGGUGAUCUGUUUUGCUGUUUUACCCUCAAUUAUUUUAUUUCCUCAAACACGGGUAGCAUGGGAGCGCUCCGUCUAUUACUCUAUCUCACUCUUCUGGUUUGGCUGCGAUUGCAUCUAUAAAUCCCCGUCUUUUCCACUGUUUGAGGAGCGGCAAAUCAAGUUUAAUGCCUUUUUUUAAAACCCAUCAACUGUGAAAACUGCAGAAAUGCUGAGUGCUUUGACUCCAGAUGUGUCUUUGAGUGAAUGUAUGCAGGAUUUCAAUCUCUGCUGUGCACUAACGUUAUUAGCUGACCCACAUCAUGCCCUAGUAUGAAACCGCAAAGAGAAUAAAUCAAUGAUUGACCGAAUGAAGCAAUGUGCUGACUGCAGAAAACAUACUUGACUCUACCCAAACCUGUCAAAUGUUAGGUCUGUAAUUUUGGUUUAUUUAGAUGUAUUUCAAUUGAUUUUCUCUUAAAGGCUCAGACUAAAGGUGAAAGCAAUUUACAAUAUAUAUUUUUUGUCAUCGCCAGUUUAUCUGAUACUUUAACAUACAAACUAGUAUUGCUGGGAUCCACUGGGCUCAAAUCAAGCACGUAUUUCUUUUCAAGGUCUGAAGUGUUUGCAUGAUGGUGACUCAGUAUUGCGUCAGCUCUUUCAUCGCUACAGGUUUCAUUUAUGUGUAAAAUGGUUCAUUCAGAUACUCCCAGGCUCUUUACCUUCAUCUCCCCGAGGAAGAGGUUGUUGCAGGCGAUACUGUGCAGGACUCGUGGCUGGCGACACUCUGCUCUGUUGAAUGUGAUUCAAAAACCAAUCCGGUGCCCAGCACAGCAGAGCGUGUUAACAUAAUCGAGUAAUUCGCCCGCGGGGAAUCCUCACACCGUCGCAAGGCUUUCACCUGCGGUAGCCUCGCACAAAAUGGUAAUCGUGCGACCUGCACGAUUGGUGGCAAACAAAUCUGUCCGCAAUUAAACGCGUUGUUGUUACUGCAGGUCCGCUGUAUGACCGAAGGUAUAUGAUCCCCAAAUUGUUUUGACUAUUUGAUACAAAACCAUAACGACCUAUGCUUUUUGGGGGGGGGGGGGUUUCCACCACAUUUUGGGACCAGGCUACAGGGUUUAUUUUCUAAUGUCUCCCUUUAGCUAAACUAUUCUAGUUAUGAGUAAGUUAGCGGAGAUACCUGGUUUAAAGUUGGGAUCAGGUUCACACACUCUGUGAUUUCUUUUUCUUUUUGAGUCUCAAGUCUUCUUCAGGGUUUCAGAUCUGGAAUUAAUGUUAGUUAUGAGGGUGACAUUUGAAUACAGUGCUUUUGUUAAGAGAUGAAGGCUGUAAGGAAGUAGCAGCAUGUUAUCAAUGCACAGUAAUACAUAAGAGUUUUAUGGCAUCAAUAACAGGACAGGAGACAUUUUUAAGGGAGCACAAUAUAAAAAAAUGAAUUAAAUUUCAUCCUGUGGGAUAGAUUGCAGUGCGACCUUUCCAGUUCUUGAUAAUGCGUUAUACUCAAAAACUUGCAAGGCCUACAGUAUGUACAUUUACACUACUGCAAAGUCCCACAGAGAUUUCAAGGGGGUGACAAACCAAUUUCACUUUCAGAUUAUUGCUGUCUGAGCUCUGUGGAGGGUACAACAUAUUAAACAUGUGACACUUGGCCCACAGUACAUAAGGAAUUAUGUGUGUUUUAGCUUCAUGAAAGCUUCGGUUCUUCUUGCACUACCAGUAUACUUCAACUAAAGUGUGUGUACUGUGAUCCUAAACCACCUUUUAUAUAGAGGAAAACCCUUACGCUUAAACACACUGCUACUCUGAGGAAAUGGAUGUCACACGAGUGUUUAGGCGAGAAUAAAACACUGUUUUGCAAUUUGA